CAUAAAAAAAUUUUAUGUUAAAAAAUAAAUGAAAAAAAAAAGACACCAUGUAUGGCAAGACGGGUUAUAGCAAAGGUUAGGAAAAAAAACUACCUGUAAGCGAACUGUAGUAGACAUCUAUUAAAUGAAAUCCAUAUGCAGUUGGAAAUAAACAUAAACUUGCUAAAAGAGCUUUGGAGAAGGAAACAACAGAACCUAUCCCACUGAAAAAAGGGAAGGGUAAAUCAAUAAUUAAGAAAAAACAAAUAUAAACAGGACAAUAUGCAAUGGAGGUAAGAAAGGAAGAAAACUAACGACAAACAUUUACAAAGAAAAUAUUUAUGAAGAAAGAAAACAGGAGGGAAGAUGUAACAACGACAAGAGUGAGAGUUGGUCAUAACUACUUAAUUUAAUCUUUAUUUAAUAAUGAAAUGGAAAAAGUACAACAACAGAUAAUGGGGAAAAAAGUAAAUACAAUACAGAAUGGAGUCUAAAAGGAAUUUUAGGAACAGAAGGGGAUAAAGAGGAAUCAGGAUUAUAAAUAAAAUAUUCUCAUUUUUACAUAAUGUCAAAUGAACGCAGAAAUUAGUAGUUGCAGGCUAUGAGGUUGUACAGUAGGGGGCGGUGUGCCUCUGUGAAGUUGUUUGCAAUCCGAAAAUAAAACAAAAGAAGAAGAACGCGCUCCUAUUCAGUUUACAGUUCAUCAAUGGCAAGUAGUCCAUUGGAGUUAAUACGGUAACUUCAUAACUCAGUCUGCCUGCAGCUCACGGAGUGAACAGCUAAAUUAGUUUAUGGAGGCUUCCGGGUUCAGUUAGCAAUGCGAAAACAAUGUAAAUUGUUAUACAAAAAUUAAGGUAUCACAGGUAUUUUUCAAAACAUAAAAUAACAGCACCGAACGAGACCUCCCAGUUCGGAAUGCUGGAGCUAUUAAAACCUUUGUGGAAGGUAUUUAAAAGAUUUACGAGGCGUUACAGCAGAGUGACGUUACCCGAUGCCAUCCCAGCUGUCGCCGCUGCCACGGCCGGAGAACUUUGUCUACUGGCUGCUCUCUUUGGGCUCUCAUUUUUACUCUUUUUACCAGCUGCACUUGUUCUCCAAAGAGCAUGAAGCUGGUUUACAGAGAGAGUUCCAGUUGGAAAAUGGCCUUUUUAAGAGCUUCAAAAGGGACCCGUCUGACUUUGAGUGGAGCUUCUGGACUGAGUGGGCCAAAAAGUCUUUACUGUGGACUCUAGUCGGCCACGGCGUAUUAUCAAGAUUGGCGGCUGUUUUUCACCCCAAGCUUAAGGUGCUCGCGCUCGCAGUGUUCGACUUCUUGGCAGCCAGCAGCUUGCUGGGCUUUAAGGGUGUGGGGGUUCUGCUUCUACAUCUGUCCGUUGCCUUCUCAGUGGCCCAGCUGCGAAAGCCUUCUUUGGCGUGGAUCACUAACCUUCUGCUGCUCUCCACAAUUCACAUUCAGCCACUGCAAGACAUCCAGAGAGGCUGGUACAGCACAGAGGAGGAGUACUACCUGCUACUUUUCAGCGUUGCCGUCUGUGGCCUGCGAUUCAUCAGCUUCAGCCUGGAGCACUGCUGGAGCCCUUUAGAGUGCAGUCGAGUCGCUCACCUCUUCUGGCUGUUUUCAUACACCUUCUAUCAUCCUUUCUUCUACAACGGACCCAUUAUCACUUUCAAAGCCUACGCCGAGCAGAUGAGGAAGUCGGCCGACGAGAACAGCGGGGAGGAAUCUGUCUUUGGCUACGUGCUGGUCAGAUCAGUCCGGGUCAUUCUGUGGUGGAUCCUGGCAGAAUACAUGAUCCACGUCAUGUACAUGCACUCCAUCCACUCUAAUGAGACCUACAUAGAAUUGCUUCCUCCCUGGGCUUUGGAACCUGAAAUGAUUUCAGCUCGGUGUCUCCUGUCUGCCUCAGGGGGUCUGGCCCUGGCUCUCGUCCAGUUCUUCUACGUGAAGUAUCUGGUGCUGUUUGGGCUUCCGUCCAUGCUCGCCACUUUGGACGGCCUGGUCCCCCCGAAGCUCCCGCGCUGCGUCAGCAUCAUGCACAGCUUCACAGGGAUGUGGAGGCACUUUGACGAGGGGCUGUAUCGAUGGCUUAUCAGAUACAUCUAUGUGCCUCUGGGUGGUUCCCGCCACGGUCCUCUCUCCAAAGUGUUUUCCACCGGCGUCGCCUUUGCGUUCGUCUGCUUCUGGCACGGCGGCCAGGACUACCUGCGGUACUGGGCCCUGAUGAACUGGGCCGGCGUUCUGGUGGAAAACGCCAUCAGAGCUCUCUUUGCCUCAUCCCGCCUUCACUCUGUAGUUGAGCAGAAUUUCUCCUUGGCGAUGCGAAGGCGCUGCGUCGCCCUCCUCUGCGCCUUCUCGACGGCCAUGCUCAUCCUGUCUAAUCUGGUGUUCCUCGGGGGGACGCACGUGGGCAGAAUCUUCUGGAAGCGCGUCUUCAUUCAGGGAUUCUUUCUAGUAAAGGUCAGAGAAAUAUAACUAUGGUGUGACAAUAUUUUCCUGGCGUGAAAGCUUUUUGGUGGUCCACCGUCGCUCCGCCGAUGCUAGCCUUCCUCUACUGCUUUGCUCAGGUUGGACUUGAGCGAACGUCUUCCCCACCGUGAGUCACCUUGACGUCCUGGGAAAGUGAGAAUCCCUGCCGCCCGGACAACCAGGACAACCCGCUGGCCGCAGAGCUGCGGCGACCUGACCCGACGGCCACGCCGAGUGUCCCAAACACAGCCCAAGUUCUGCUGCAGAGCAGAGCUGCACCGCAAAGCAAAAAAAACAAACAAACAAAAAAACCCCGCUGGAUCCCGGAGUCUGUCUUCAUUGUACGGCUUUGAUGAGAUGUUGCUCAGUGGUGCAGUAAAUCGGAGAAGUGCAACGUUUGCUGCUGAAAACCGCUGGUCAGUCAGACUGCAGAGGGCAGCAGCAGAAACCUGACCCAUGCUCUGGUCUGUACACAUUUAAUCAGGAUGUAGCAGACAUGUGAAAUCACAGUAAAGUAUUGGUUAUGUUCUUCUACAUUACAGACACGAUGGGAAAAGAAAACAUCCUCAAACUCACCUGUCAAUACCAGUUAUCUAUGUAGAUAUUAGUUUGUUUCUGGUAACAAAAAAAAAAAAACUGCUGAAAAUGUAUAACUAUCAAUGUUCCAAAUGGCAAUGUCCAUAAUUUUAAUAAAGAUUACAAUUUUUUAAAAAAGCCACUAUUGCUAUUUUACUAAUAGGUAUUACAUGUUGUUGAGGAAAUAUAACUACUUUGAGUGUUUAAUAUAGUUAAUUUCACAGCCAUGUGCAUUUAGGUAGAUUGAACAUUCUUAUCUGGACAAAAACUAAACAGAUGUAAGCUAGGAGACAGCCAGGAGGCAAGAGAUAAACAUUCUCUUGGAGGAGUUUAACCAAAACACUAUUCUCUUGAAAGGCUUUAAAUUAGGUGGGCCAUAAACCAUAUCUCCCCGGCUCAGAGGUCGAAGGUCGGGGGUUUCUCAGAGAAGAGGGCUGCAUCUGGAGUUGGUUACAGCCUGGUACUAACGUCUAAUUUUAAUACAUCUUUAAAUACUAAUCGCAUGUUUUUGAUUAAAGUAUAUUACCCAAGUUAGAAGUAUUAAUCUAGUAGAUGAUUAAUGUAUUUGAAAAUGUAUUAUCAGUGACAAUUUCGGAAUCAAAGGAAAAUUGUUUGAAUUAGAAAAGGAAUUCUACCUCAUUUUGUUCUGUGAGAGGACAAAGAUUUAAGUUUCUGGAGAUGCUGAAAUCAGAAAAGCAGAAAACUAAGUUUGAUGAAAAUAACUUAUAAUUUUAACAAGUAGUAAACGACUUUUGAUUUCUGCCUAAACUGAGGGGAAGGUCUAAGUCUUUCCAAGGUAGCUUUUGGUUGGUCAAAACAGGGAACGCCCUAUUUGCAUAUAUUAACAAAAAGAAACGCCUUCAUUAGAAAAGUGAAUGCUCAAGAAUACGAAUUCAGAUAGCUGGUCGAUUCUGUUUUUCUUGACAGCUCUCUCCAAAGACGCGUCUUUGUCCUUCUUUCUGUUUGUCUUUUAAUUCUUUUCUCUCAGGUAAAGAAUGUAUAUCUCUGUAUCUCUGUAGUUUCCUUGUUAAUUCAUAUGGUGUUUUCCCAUUGGAUUAAACUCUAUAACACUGUGACGUCA
Molecule: messenger RNA, 4103 nt
Organism: Gambusia affinis (western mosquitofish)
Lineage: Eukaryota; Metazoa; Chordata; Actinopteri; Cyprinodontiformes; Poeciliidae
Gene: hhat
Product: hedgehog acyltransferase
Exons: 13
Coding region: 971-2452 (493 amino acids)
Biological process (GO): protein palmitoylation
Cellular component (GO): endoplasmic reticulum
Molecular function (GO): palmitoyltransferase activity
Source: RefSeq, a predicted model, not a curated record